Cotesia congregata is the source of this 5326-nucleotide messenger RNA. The record is from the annotation of a GenBank genome assembly. NCBI's taxonomy places the organism in Eukaryota, Metazoa, Arthropoda, Insecta, Hymenoptera, Braconidae.
AUGGCAAUAAGCUGGGGGCUUGUUUUCACAGCAAAAAGUAUUGAAGCCUUGUAUGCGGCCAGAUUUAUUGGAGGUCUAGCGAUUGCUAUACCAUUUGGAGUAAUACCAGUUUACUGCGGCGAAAUCGCGGAACCUUCAAUCCGAGGAAUACUCGGUUCAUUUUUCCAAAUAUUUAUCACCUUAGGUCUACUGUGGGCUUACAGUAUUGGUCCGUUUGUCUCGUACACGAAUUAUUGUAUCGCUUGUGCUGUCUUGCCAAUCGCUUUCUUCAUCUCCUUCUACCCAAUGCCCGAGUCGCCGUACUACUUGGCGGCAAAAAGUCGCAAGGAAGAUGUCAUCAAAGUGUUGAUGAGGCUAAGAGGAAAAAAAAGAGCAGAAGUAGAAAAGGAAGCUACUGAAAUCGAGGUUUCCGUUCAAGAAGCUUACAGCAAACAAGCAACAAUAUUGGAUUUGUGUAAAGUAAAAGCCAAUUUAAAAGCGCUAAUUGCUACGUGCGCACUGAUUAUUUUUCAACAGAUGAGCGGAAUCACAGUUGUUGUUCUUUACUCGGAGCUUAUCUUUUCAAGCGCUGGAGAAUUUGGCUUAAGCUCAUCCGUUCAGACAAUUAUUGUAGGACUGGUUCAAUUUCUGGGCUCCUGUGUCAACCCUUUGGCUGUUGACAGACUGGGGCGCAAAAUCCUAUUAAUUAUAUCCAGCUCAGGUGCCGGUUUAAGUCUGGGAGUUCUUGGACUGUUCUUUUAUCUGAAAGACGCUGCUGGAACUCAAGUCAGUCAUGUCGGAUGGUUACCAAUAUUUUCCUUGGUUACUUUCAUGGCAACCUACAGCAUCGGAUUGGGUCCUCUUCCUUGGACAAUAAUGGGCGAAAUGUUUUCUCAUGAAGUUAAGUCUAAAGCAUCAACAAUUAUUGUUUUUACAUGCUGCUUUUUAGCGUUUAUUAUCAGUAAAUACUUUAUUAAUAUGGCAAUAACUUUUGGUCAAUAUACCGCAAUGUGGUUCUUUGGAUUUUUUUGCAUCUUGAGUUUAUUAUUUGUCGUAUUAUUUCUUCCUGAAACUAAAGGGAAGUCAUUACAGGAGAUUCAAGACGAACUUAAUGGAAAAUCAAUUGUUGGCAGUAACAGAUCAAUAAAGCAUGAAAAAGGCUCCAAGUCACUGCAAAUUUUCGCUGCAAUGGCAGCCAGCAUUUGUGUAAUGGCUGCCGGGUCAGUGAUGGCUUGGACAACGCCUCUUUUGCUGAUGCUCGAAGAAGAUCCAGUGAGUAAAUACAAUCCCUUGGGCCGGCCGCUCACUAAAACAGAAACUUCUUGGCUUGUAUCGUUGCCUAACGUAGGAACAUUAUGCAGCUGUUUCUUCCCAGGAUAUAUUGCUGACAAGUGGGGAAGAAAAACAGUAUUAUUAUCAACAGUAAUUCCAUCACUAUUAAGCUGGACGCUUCUUGCUACUGGAAAGAGGAUAGAAGUGUGGUACGCAGCGAGAUUCAUCUCAGGUUUUAGCGUUUCUGUUCCCUUUGCAUUGCUCUCCAUGUACUGCGGUGAAAUUGCAGAACCGGCUAUUAGAGGAAUUCUCGGUUCAUUUUUUGAGAUAUUCAUCACCGCUGGUCCAGUUUGGGCAUUCAGUAUUGGCCCGUUUGUGUCUUAUACCAAUUAUUGUAUAAUUUGCGCUGCAUUGCCAGUUCUUUUCUUCAUUCUCUUCUUUGCAAUGCCAGAAUCGCCGUAUUAUUUAGCGGCUAAAGGCCGGAAGGAAGAUUUGAUCAAAGUUCUGGCGCGGCUGAGAGGCAAAAGUAGAGAAGCUGUUGAAAAAGAAGCUAAUGAAAUUGAGGCGACUGUUCAAGAGAUUUACAGCAAAGAAACCAAUCUGAUGGAUUUAAUUAGAGUCAAAGCUAAUUUCAAAGCACUUGUCUUGACAUGUUUGCUGAUAACUUUCCAACAACUCAGUGGAAUUGUCGUCGUACUUUUUUAUUCGGAAGUUAUUUUUGAAAGUGCUGGAAAGUUUAGCUUGAGCACGUCUACUCAAACGAUUUUGGUCUCGCUGGUUCAAUGCUCUGGUUCUUGUUUCAAUCCUCUUGUUGUUGACAGAGUGGGUCGUAGAAUCUUGCUAGUUAUUUCCAGCGCUGGUGCAGCAAUAUGUCUUGGACUUCUUGGAUUGUUCUUUUACCUAAAAGACGCAGCAAAAAGUGAUGUAAGUAAUUUGGGCUGGCUGCCAAUAUUUUCCAUGCUUGCAUACAUGGCCAGUUACAGUGUCGGCUUAGGCCCUCUUUCUUGGACAAUAAUGGGCGAAAUGUUCUCUCAAGAAAUAAAAGCCAAAGCAUCCUCAAUAUUUGUUUUCAUAUGUACUAUUUUUAUAUUUAUCAUAAGUAGAUACUUUGUUAAUGUCGAAUCAGCAUUUGGAUCCUACACUGCCUUUUGGAUUUUUGCAGUAUGUUGUCUAGUCUGCAUUUUAUUCACUAUAUUCUUCUUGCCUGAAACAAAGGGCAAAACAUUCCCACAAAUUCAAGCGGAACUCAAUGGAAGACAUACAAGUAGAAAAAUAUCGUGCAUUAGUGGCAAUACAAACUCAAAAAAUCACGAAAAAGGCGCCAAAACUCUGCAGCUCUUCGCCGCAAUGGCUGCAAACAUAUGUGCGACGGCAACUGGAAUAUCAAUGGGUUGGCAAACUCCGCUCUUGUUGAUGCUGCAAGAGGAUCCAGUGAAUGAAGACAACCCCCUAGGUAGGCCAAUAAGUGAAGACGAAGCUUCCUGGCUCUCAGCAUUGCCUUACAUGGGAACACUGAUCAGCUGCUUUGUUCCUGGAUACUUAUCUGACAGAUUUGGAAGAAAAACAGUUCUACUGUCUAGCGUAGUGCCAUCUUUAUUGAGCUGGGUGCUUGUUGCUUUGGGAACUAGCAUAGAAGUUUUGUACGCUGCAAGACUUAUCACCGGCCUGAAUCUUUCUACUUCCUUUGGACUGCUUCCAAUUUAUUGUGGUGAAAUUGCAGAACCGGCUAUAAGAGGAAUUAUUGGCUCCUUUUUUGAGAUUUUUGUCAACGCCGGUCCAGUUUUUGCUUUCACUAUUGGUGCGUUAGUGUCUUAUAAGAAUUAUUGUAUAAUUUGCGCUACUUUUCCGGUUCUUUUCUUCAUUCUCUUCUUUGCAAUGCCGGAAUCUCCGUAUUAUUUAGCCGCUAAAGGCCGGAAGGAAGAUUUGAUCAAAGUUCUGGUGAGGCUGAGAGGCAAAAGUAGAGAAGCUGUUGAAAAAGAAGCUGAUGAAAUUGAGGCGACUGUUGAAGAGAUUUACAGCAAAAAAACCAAUCUCAUGGAUUUAAUCAGAGUCAAAUCAAAUUUCAAAGCUCUUAUUUUAGCGUGCCUCAUGGUAAUUUUUCAACAACUCAGUGGAAUUGUAGCCAUUAUUUUUUACUCGGAAAUUAUCUUUGCAAACGCUGGAGAGUUUACUUUGAGCACGUCGCUUCAAACUAUUUUAGUUGGACUGGUUCAAUUUUCAGGGACUUGUUGCAACCCGCUUGUUAUUGACAGACUGGGGCGCAGAAUCUUGUUGAUUGUCUCCUGCACCGGGACAGCAAUAUGUCUUGGAAUUCUUGGAAUGUUCUUUUACCUGAAAGACGCAGCAAAAAGUGACGUCAGUAAUUUGGGCUGGCUGCCAAUAUUUUCCAUGCUUGCUUACAUGGUCAGCUUCAGCAUUGGACUAGGCCCCGUUACUUGGAUAAUAACCGGGGAAAUAUUUUCUCAAGAAAUAAAAGCCAAAGCAUCGACUAUUUUUGUUUUUAUAUGCUUUGUUUUUACGUUUCUUAUAACCAGGUACUUUGUUAAUGUCGCGUCGGCAUUUGGGUCCUACACAGCUUUUUGGAUUUUUGCAGUCUGUUGUCUAGUCUCAAUGACUUAUCAAAGCGACUUGCCAGAGAGUAGAAAAGUAUCGUGUAUUAGUGGUAAUACUGCAAAAAAUAAUGAAAAAGGUUCCAAAACUCUGCAGCUAUUUGCAGCAAUGGCUGCGAAUAUAUGUGUGAUGGCAAGUGGAAUAUCAAUGGGCUGGCAAACUCCGCUCUUGCUGAUGCUCCAAGAGGAUCCAGUGAAUGAAGACAACCCCAUAGGUCGGCCUAUCACUGAGGAAGAAGCUUCUUGGAUUGUUUCGUUGCCUUAUAUAGGCACAUGGGUCAGCUGCUUUGUUCCUGGAUAUCUAUCUGAUAGAUUUGGAAGAAGAACAGUUUUAUUGGCUAGUGUAGUUCCUUCACUGCUAAGUUGGGCGCUUGUUGGUUUAGGAACUAGUAUAGAAGUAUUGUAUGCUGCGAGACUCAUCUCGGGUCUCAGUAUUUCUAUCUCUUUCGCAUUACUCCCGAUAUAUUGUGGCGAAAUAGCGGAACCAGAGAUUCGAGGAAUUCUUGGCUCUUUUUUUGAGAUUUUUAUCAACGCUGGCCCGGUGUUUGCUUUUAGUAUUGGUCCGUAUGUUUCUUAUACGAAUUAUUGUAUCGCCUGUGCUGCUUCACCAGCACUUUUCUUCAUUCUUUUCUUUGGAAUGCCGGAAUCGCCGUAUUAUUUUGCUGCAAAAGGUCGAAAAGAAGAGUUGAUUAAAGUUCUGGAGAGGCUGAGGGGCAAAAGUAGGGAAGCUGUUGAAAAAGAAGCUGAUGAAAUUGAGAGCGCUGUUCAAGAAAGUUUCCGCAACAAAGCAACUGUGAUGGAUUUGUUUAGAAACAAAGUUAACUUCAAAGUACUGGUUCUAACUUCAAUACUAUUAAUUUUCCAACAACUAAGUGGGAUCACAGUUGUUCUUUUCUACUCAGAAAUUAUAUUUGCAAGCGCUGGAGAGUUUAGUUUGAGCACAUCCGUUCAAACAAUUUUAGUAGGAGUGUUUCAAUUUUUGGGCACUUGUUUCAACCCGCUUGUAAUUGACAGACUGGGCCGCAGAAUCUUGUUGAUUGUUUCCAGCGCUGGCGCAGCGAUAUGUCUUGGACUUCUUGGACUGUUCUUUUACCUGAAAGAUGCAGCAAAAAGUGACGUCAGUAAUUUGGGCUGGCUGCCAAUAUUUUCCAUGCUUGCAUUUAUGGUCAGUUACAGCAUAGGAUUAGGCCCCGUUUCUUGGACAAUAAUCGGCGAAAUUUAUUCUCAAGAAAUAAAAGCCAAAGCGUCAACAAUUUUUGUUUUUAUAUGCUGUGCUUUAUUGUUUACUACCAGUAAAUACUUUACAAAUGUCGCUUCAGCUUUUGGUUUAUACACAGCAUUUUGGAUCUUCGCAGUCUGUAGCUUACUUUGUAUUUUAUUUAUUAUAUUUUUUUUACCUGAAACUAAAGGAAGAUCAUUACAACAAAUUCAAGAUGAGCUCAGCGGUAAAAAGCGAUGAUAAAUAA